GAUCGGAAAAUAAGUGGGGGACCAAGUGGGAGUGGCGGACGUCGUUUCUCCUGCAGGAAACACGCACCCUUUAUUUAUGUAUUUAUAUAUUUCUUGAUCUGUCUGGAUAAAAAAAAAAAAUACUGCAGUUUGUUGCGAUGAUGGCGGAGGCAGCGGGAGCUUCUUCAGAGAUGAUCACAGAGACCGUGCAGCAAGACACACACCCGCAACAGCACUCAGAGAGCCGCAGUCUGACCAUCAAGUUGAGAAAACGGAAAACGGACAAGAAGGUGGAGUGGUCGAGCGACACGGUGGACAACGAGCACCUGGGCCGACGGUCGUCCAAAUGCUGUUGUAUCUAUGAAAAGCGUCGCGAGUUUGGGGAGAGCUCGACGGAGAGCGAGGAUGAGGAGGAUGGCUGCGGCAACGCCCACUGCGUCCGGGGGCACCGCGGAAAACACGGCAACACGCAGCAAGCACCGACGCCCACACCGCAGCUAGCGCCAAGCCAGGGGGGCGAGCAUAGCCACGGGCAGCACUCUCACUGAGAGAGGGGAGAGGAGGAGGGGCAGUGUACUCACAGGAGGAAGAGGAGGGGCAGUGUACUCACAGGAGGAAGAGGAGGGGCAGUGUACUCACAGAGAGAAAGCGAGAGAGAGGAGGAGGAGGAGGAGGGGCAGGGUUUGGACAGAGAGAAGUCCACACACAGAGAUAGGAGAGAGUGGGGUCACACUCCCAAAACCACUGAGAGAACGAAGAGGAUCCUUCUGUACCAAAUCUGCAAGUCCAGACAGUUUCACAGAAUAACAAGGUGGUCAGGGCUUGUUGUUUAUUCCAUCAUACUCUUAUCUCCCAAAUCAGUUUCCUAUUACUUUCGGUCCUGCUGAGUUUUCACUUGCACAAGUGCAAAUAAGUGAUAGCAAUUUAGCAGUAUAGUUGCACAAUUUAACAGCGGCGUGGGGAUGAACGGCCUAAGGCAGUGGUUCUUUUUUGGAGCACAUUUGUAUAUUUCUCAUUUAAGUGCUUAUUGUUCCAAAAACGUAAGUGACAUAAACAUAGAGAUUUAACAAAGAUCAGGUUAGCAGCAUCCGAAAGCCUGGAGUCAGUAGCAGAUUGCAGUGACUAUAGUUCCCCUUGCCAAUACAUCAGUAUUGCAGUCCUCCAAAUUGUAUUUGCAGUCAUCACAGGCACAGAACACAUAAUCUUGUUUGUGGAGCACCCCCUCCUCCCCACACUGUGGUUUUUAACAUUAAACCUCUUGGGGACCACGUCGUUGAACCCCAAGUUUGACACUAGCACCCCAUUUUGAGUUUUUGCACCAGUUCCAUAUUCCAUAUCUAUCUAUCUAUCUAUCUAUCUAUCUAUCUAUCUAUCUAUCUAUCUAUA
Polyodon spathula (Mississippi paddlefish) is the source of this 1365-nucleotide messenger RNA. Its product is annotated as E3 ubiquitin-protein ligase PPP1R11-like. Bases 138 to 527 code for a protein of 129 amino acids. NCBI's taxonomy places the organism in Eukaryota, Metazoa, Chordata, Actinopteri, Acipenseriformes, Polyodontidae. Gene Ontology annotation, molecular function: protein phosphatase 1 binding; protein serine/threonine phosphatase inhibitor activity. Gene Ontology annotation, cellular component: nucleus. The transcript has 3 exons. The record is from RefSeq and is a predicted model, not a curated record.